AUGAAAUUCUCUACUGUUACUGCCUUUGCAACCAUUGCUGCCCUUGUUCACGCGGACACUACUUCAGAUGGUGUUACCUACGUCGAUGUCACCACCACUCCUCAAAGAACGACAUCCAUGGUCUCCACCGUAAAAACCACUUCUACACCAUACAUCACAAGUACUAUUGCUACCUUAUCUACUCAAUCUGUCAGCAGCCAAGCUAAUACAACUACUCAAGGCAUCAGUACAUAUGUCGGCGCUGCUGUUAAGGGUUCCAUUGCCGGUCUGGGUGCCAUAGUCGGUGCUGCUGCCUUUGCCUUGCUAUAG
Saccharomyces mikatae IFO 1815 is the source of this 309-nucleotide messenger RNA. It is a transcript of the gene TOS6, whose product is annotated as Tos6p. The transcript has a single exon. The record is from RefSeq and is a predicted model, not a curated record. Lineage: Eukaryota; Fungi; Ascomycota; Saccharomycetes; Saccharomycetales; Saccharomycetaceae. Bases 1 to 309 code for a protein of 102 amino acids.